Molecule: messenger RNA, 1100 nt
Organism: Syzygium oleosum
Lineage: Eukaryota; Viridiplantae; Streptophyta; Magnoliopsida; Myrtales; Myrtaceae
Product: haloacid dehalogenase-like hydrolase domain-containing protein At2g33255
Exons: 5
Coding region: 60-845 (261 amino acids)
Source: RefSeq, a predicted model, not a curated record
UCCCUCCUCUCGAUAUCCGUAUAAAUACCCAGCCCUCCCGCGCUUCCCCUCCUCCCGUCAUGCGCUCCCUCCUCUUCUCCAGAUCCUUCUCCCCCGCCUCCCCCGCCUCGCUGCUCCAGCGGCCCCCCGCCGCCGCCGCCGCCGCCGCCGUCGCCUCCUCCUCCUCCAUGGCCGACGGCGGCGCCGCCCCCCGGGCCCGGGCCCGCCUGCGCGGCGUGGUCUUCGACAUGGACGGGACCCUCACCGUCCCCGCCAUCGACUUCGCCGCCAUGUACAGGGCCGUGCUCGGCGACGACAAGUACCGGAGGAUCAGGGCCGAGAGCCCCGCCGGGAUCGACAUCCUGCACCACAUUGAGGGCUGGAGCCCCGAGAGGCAGCGGACGGCCUACGAGGUCAUUGCCGAUUACGAGCGCCAGGGGCUCGAUCGUCUCCAGAUAAUGCCCGGGGCAGCCGAGCUUUGUAGUUUUCUAGAUUCAAAGAAGUUAAGAGGACUAAUAACAAGGAAUGUGAAGUCAGCAGUUGAUUUGUUUCACCAGCGCUUUGGGGUUAUAUUUUCUCCAGCAUUGAGCAGAGAAUUUCGUCCCUAUAAACCUGACCCAGCUCCGCUUCUGCAUAUAUGUUCUAGUUGGGAAGUCCAACCUAGCGAAGUAAUGAUGGUUGGUGACAGCCUGAAAGAUGAUGUGACGUGCGGAAAACGUGCUGGCGCAUUCACUUGUCUGCUAGAUCAGACAGGCAGAUACGAUGCUCCUGAGUUUGAUAGUGUGGAUCUCAAACCGGAUUUCAAGGUGUCGUGCCUCACCGAACUUUUCCCACUGCUGGAGGCAAAUUUUGAUCUUGCACCCUGAUUUUAUUCCCGAACACCCCUUUCGCAUAAUAAUGAAGGGGGGGAAAUUCUUCUGCAUGAUUCGACUAUUACAAGUUCGUCGUAGACUCUCCAGUAGAGUUGCGGUGUCUACAAUGAAGAAGAGAGAGAAUUGGUUGAGAAAAUAUUCGGUAGUGAUGUGGCGCGCUCUUAUUUACUCAGAUCCAAUUGUAGCUUGACACAUGGAAUGACUCGGAAUCAAAUUAGAAAUGCUAAAAAUGUGAUUUUUCUUGUCUUC